This is a messenger RNA of Ornithodoros turicata, 4562 nucleotides long. Its product is annotated as thimet oligopeptidase-like. Gene Ontology annotation, molecular function: metalloendopeptidase activity. Lineage: Eukaryota; Metazoa; Arthropoda; Arachnida; Ixodida; Argasidae. The transcript is spliced from 15 exons. The coding region runs from base 2395 to 4485 and encodes 696 amino acids. Gene Ontology annotation, cellular component: mitochondrial intermembrane space. Gene Ontology annotation, biological process: peptide metabolic process; proteolysis. The record is from RefSeq and is a predicted model, not a curated record.
AACAUGAAAUAUCGCUUACGUGAACAGUUUUGCUGUAAAAAGACAGCAAAUGUUUCAUAAGUAGCUUGGACACGUUAUACUUGAAAGAACUGAUGUUCUGAGGCUGGAACAACAUAGAAGGGACAAAUUGACGUUAUACUUGACUUUUAUCAAUAGCUGGUUCUCGAAGUCGUCUUCUGCCAUCCUUGCAGGACAUGGGCCCGCUUGCACGAAACAAUCCUAAGUGUAACACUUGGCAAGUGUUGCACUAACGCGUUAGUGCACUAAGUUUAGGGUUGCGGUUAAGUGACAGAGGCCAGUGUGACCAUUACGUUAGUGUCAUAACUACACAUAUCGUCCAAUGACCAAGAAAUCCUAUCCGAAGUUAACAACGCCGCAGUCUAUGUUAGCGUGACUCAGUGCGACACGGCAGCUUAGCAGUGGAAUCCAAAACGCACUGUCAAAGACUCUUUUGACACUCUGUUCGUUGCCCUGAACUCUUUUGUUGAACACAGCGUGGUUAUUUCCUCCAGUUUCAAAGAAAAACACUGAACAUGUCAUUGGUAUAAUUCCAUAAUUCCGGUUACAGAGCAAGUGGCGUGUCCACAGGCUUCUUGUCGAGGGCUAGGUGGACCAUUGACAAUGAAUAAGAGUGAGAAAUAUGGUCGGUGAAGAAAGGAUGUGCACUAAAAAGUAGCGGUAUAGGUAACGAUACAGAGAUCGCGUUACUGUAAAUUUGUAACGGAAAUACUUUUCCAGUACUGAUUUAAAAAAGUAUCAUGAUUCGCACUCCUACUGUAACGGCGAUACGUACAACGCUGGUAAAAUGCAUCACUUCGGCCUGUGAUUCGCCACGAGCUCUUGCGCGAGCCUACCACAGCGGCAUUGGAGCGCGCAAAUUUUAAAUAUAACGAUAACGAUUGUAUUCUGAAAGUUCAAGAUUGGCUCCACGGUGUGCACAAGGCUUGCAGUUUAGUUUAGGGCUACAGCCAUGGCAGUGCCUGUUCUCAACAAACUAACGUGUGCACUACAAAGCAUGGUCGUAGAACAGACGCAAGCAAUGGGCUACGUUUACAUUGAGACCAGGGGCGGAUCUAGGAUUUUCCCGAGGGGGGGGCACUGUGGAUAAGUGCCACGUGCAUGCUGGGAUUGGUCCAUUGAACCCUAUGUUCAAGUCUCGAAGUGAGGGGGUGAUCCGGAACCACCCCAGAUCCGCGCCUGAUUGAGAUUUGAGAGCAACAUUGGCUGUGGAAUAUUAUGCGGGCGCUAUCAACCAUGGUGCAAUAGGCAGGCAUUCGCUACCAUAGGCUGCCACAUACACGGGCAUUCGCAAACGCAUGCAACUAGAACCGCAUGAUGGAAUUGCAUAGCCACAGAGGAAAACACAUGCCUUAUUAUGACGUAAACUUUUUUAACAUCUGGGUUACACCUAUCUAACCGAUGCGAAAGUCCGUUUCUUGCCACAAUUACUUUUUCCUAGCUAUAUGCUAUGAUUUGUACGUCUUCCUACUUGAUGGUACAUACAGAUAUUCCCCAUUGUUCAUCACAUCUUCGCCGUCAUCCGACAGCACCGGCAAAGCUAUCAGCCCAGUGGCUGAUGCUGUCGUCUCCUACAUGCACAUUCUCCUGCGCAAACCUUUGCACCACAGAGAGAUGCAGUGCAAGGAUAUCGGGGGGAACAUGUUUAAGGUCAGCACUACUUAAAGAGAAUGGGGACGUGCAAGUGUAGUGUGGGAGCAGGCGCGUCUCAACACGAGCGUGGGGCCUAAUAUAAAAAAAAAUUAUGAAAGCACACAAAAGAGCAAAAAACUGCAUCACGGUCAGAGUUAUGUUUGUGCCAUAAAACACUGAAUCAUCAGUGACAAAACAACAAAAGUGCUUAAGCAGUAUGACAAAAUCUUUACUUGUUCGUUUUACUACAAUUUUCUGCACUGUACCAAUUUAAUACAUGUUGAUAUGAGCACUAAACUGUUGGUUAGAAUACUGUGAAGAUAUCAUACUACAAAACUAUUUUUCUUCCCUUCUUUCGGGAGAACUCGGAAAUAAUACCUGAUAAGUCAACAGGUUCUGCUAUAUAUCUUUUUGACCGAGAGCAUUGCAAGGCUGGUCCGUGGUGUAAUGGAUUGCACGUUGGACUUGUGCUUUGAGGGAGUUGUCUUUUCCGCUUGACAUCGGUAAUGUUUGCCAUAGGCACGGGGCACGGUAGCAGCUGCACCAGCAGCACAUGCCUAGAGCUAGCCCUGUGUGUGAGGCACCCCAAAAAGAAUUAGAAAAUGUUGCACUCCCUGAACUAGUUGAAGAGGUGCAGACGAAAAGAAUGCAGCUAUUAUAGUGCCUAAGUUGCAGUUCCGUUUGUUUGUGGGCAUUACUUUUCCUCAUUUUAAGAGGACCGACAUUCACAACCGACAUUCAACAAUGUUUGCCAAUGUAGAGCUACAUGUCAUUUCCAGUGAUUUUUUUUUUUUUUUUUUUCUUCUUUUCAGACAGUAUAUAUAUCGUCCACUACACAAGAUGCUUCCGCUCGGAAUUAUCCAACCAUGGGAUUUUAGUAUAAGUCCCAACGAGCUACUGUUGCGUGUAAACAGUGCUGUUGAUGAGUUACGAGCUGAGUACGAUAAAGUGGGCCGUUUGAAGACAGAGGAGGCGACGUUUGAGAACGUAUUAAAUGUACUGGCAGAUUUAGACCGACGUUCACAGAACGAGGAAUACUACUUGAUGGUGGCCCAGUAUGUUGCCCCAGACAAAGAGCUACGAAAAGAGUGUGCAGAGGCGGAGCAGCUGAUCCGAAAGUUUUACGUUGAAACGAGCAUGCGGCAAGAUAUAUUUGAGAAGUUGAGAGCACUGCAACAAAAAGAUGCAACGGUGCUGCCCGCAGAAAUGCAGAGGUACUUGAAGAGAUUGAUCAAGCUUGGUGAAAGGAAUGGUCUCCACCUACCAAACAACAUCCAAGAGCAAGUUAAGAACCUCUCAAAUGAAAUCAACGACCUGUGCAUUCAGUAUAUGGGCGUACUCAAUGAAGAGAGCUCCACCAUUGAGUUCACAGAGCAAGAACUUGACGGCAUUCCUGAAGACUUUGUGAAAAGUCUUGAAUUGGUUGAAUCAGGGAAGCGGAAGCUUACGAUGAAACCACCCCACUGCAUGUCCGUAAUGAACAAGGCGAAGCACCCUGAGACGCGCCGCCGCAUGGACUUUGCUCGUGGAUCCUGCUGUCUGGAGAACACUCCAACGAUAGAUAAGCUGGGCGCUUUAAGACACGAGAAAGCUGUCCUGCUCGGGUAUCCCGACAAUGUCAGUUUUGUCACGGAAAUAUCAAUGGCCAAAUCGAGGGAUACCGUCUACAACUUUCUGACUGGCAUGGAAGAAAAACUGCAACCUUUGUGGCAGAAGGAAAAGCAAGUUUUUCUUAAACUCAAGGAGGAAGAGUGUCAACAACUUGGCAUACCAUUUGAUGGGAAGUUGAACUAUUGGGACAUCAGAUACUAUGACAACAUGGCCAAGAACUGCAUCUACAACGUUGACCACGAAAAGCUGCGGGAAUACUUUCCCCUUGAUACUGUUCUGACUCGGCUGCUCGAAAUAUAUGAGCAACUUCUUGGAUUGGUGUUCGAGCAAGUGCCAGAUGUAAAGCUUUGGCAUCCUGAGGCGAGUUUGUACAAGGUCAAUGAUGCAGCCACAGGAGAACUUAUGGGUUACUUCGCUUUGGACAUGUUCCCGAGAGAGGGCAAGUACAGCCAUUUCUGCAAUGCUCCCAUGCAGCCGGGAUGCCUCAAAGCAGAUGGUACAAGACAGCUUCCUGUUUACACUCUCAUCUGCAAUUUCCCUAAGCCGACUGCAGACAAGCCCUCUCUGCUUACUCACGAGGAUGUGGAAACCGUCUUUCACGAGUUUGGCCACACGAUGCACAGCAUUUGCAGCAGAGCUACCUUGGCCAUAUUUGAAGGCAUGAAAACAGAAAAUGAUUUCAUGGAAUGUCCUUCACAAAUGCUUGAAAACUGGGUCUGGGAAGCAGAACCACUCAUGAGGAUGUCUGGUCACUAUGUCACUGGAAAGCCGUUGCCCCAGGAACUCAUUGACCUGCUGCUUGAGUCACGAUUGGCAGGUACAGCUUGGUCCUACCUGCGCCAGAUCAGCCUUGCCCUUUUGGACUACACUAUCCACACACAGCCACGUGUAGAUACCCAGAAGGUGCACAAGGAGAUCCAAGAGAAGCUCCUACAGUGCCUGCCACAAGAGGGUACAAACAUGGCAGCACAUUUUGGUCACUUGGCUUGGGGCUACGACGGAAAUUACUACAGUUACAUGUGGACUGAGGUGUUCAGCAAGGACCUGUUCAGCUCCCGUUUCAAGAAGGAAGGGAUAUUUAACAAACAGACAGGCAUGGAGUAUCGCAAGAAGAUUCUCGAGCCGGCAGGAUCUAAGGAUGGCGCAGAUAUGCUCAGGGACUUUCUUGGGCGAGAUCCUAACACCGAAGCGUUCUUGAUAAGCAAAGGAUUAUCUCUCGCUUAAAUAUGGCUUUCCCCUAAGAUGUUUUGUUACUGUGCACAAUUUUCUAAAUAAAACAGUUCUAUAGCUGUCUCACUGCA